This is a messenger RNA of Penicillium oxalicum, 1938 nucleotides long. RefSeq names its product ferric reductase family protein. The coding region runs from base 1 to 1938 and encodes 645 amino acids. NCBI's taxonomy places the organism in Eukaryota, Fungi, Ascomycota, Eurotiomycetes, Eurotiales, Aspergillaceae. Gene Ontology annotation, cellular component: plasma membrane. The transcript has a single exon. Gene Ontology annotation, biological process: copper ion import; iron ion transport; intracellular iron ion homeostasis. The record is from RefSeq and is a predicted model, not a curated record. Gene Ontology annotation, molecular function: ferric-chelate reductase activity.
AUGUCAUUUCCUAAACUAGAUGCGCGGCACAUCCAAAACUUCACCGCCGCCAAAACGCUCGAACACCACUGGGGUUAUGCAGAUCGCGCAAUCCCUUGCACGAACGAUCCCGGCUCAUGCGCUUAUCUGGACCUUGUCUACUCCUCCCAUGACCGAGGUAUGCUGUACAGCGGCAUCGUCUGGGCCACCAUUGUUGGAAUUCUUUUCAUAUGGGCUCUUUUGCGUCAGUUCAAUCGGCCACAGACCACGCCAAUGUCGAGCAGGCCUCGCCUGGCGGGAUUUCGCAAACUGCAUGUCACCCUCGCAGUUAGCGCUCGGAAAUACCUCCUCCCUGAUGGAGCUCGCUGGAUUUUCGGACGGACAAGUCGCCUCCAAAUCUCUGUCCUCGCGGCUCUGGCGGGCUAUCUGCUCGUCUUCACCUUUGUGGGUAUGACCUACCAAACAUGGGUCACGCCUGUGUCGGGGAAGAAAGACCUCUACAACACACGCUCGACGAUCGGCCCCUGGUCUGAUCGAAUUGGAACUCUGGCAUAUGCCCUGACCCCUUUGUCAGUGCUGUUGAGCAGCCGCGAGUCCUUUCUCUCGGUGAUUACCGGCCUGCCUUACCAAUCGUUCAAUUUCCUGCAUCGCUGGCUGGGCUACAUCAUCUUCGUACAGGGAUCACUUCAUACGAUUGGCUGGUGCGUCGUAGAACUCAAAAUGUACCAACCGCAGCCCACCGUGGGCAUUGCGUGGAUCACACAAACCUACAUGAUCUGGGGCAUUGUCGCCAUGGCCCUGCUACUCCUGCUCUUUGUCCUGAGCACCCCAUGGGGCAUCAGAAUGACGGGAUAUGAGACCUUCCGCAAGCUUCAUUACGUUCUCGCCAUGGUGUACAUUGGCGCUUGUUGGGGUCACUGGGAGCAAUUGAGGUGCUUUAUGAUCCCGUCCCUGAUAUUCUGGUUCCUUGACCGUGCAGCACGUCUGGUUCGUACAGCUAUUCUACACUAUCACCCGUACGAAGGCCAAGGCAUGUUGGGAUUCAAACCUCUAGAGGCUGAAAUUACCCGCUUCCCGGAUGAGGAAUACGGCGAUGUGCUUCGACUGGAUCUCGAAAACAAUCAGGAACCGUGGGUCAUUGGCCAGCACUACUUUUUGUGCUUCCCGCAGAGUAGCGUCUGGCAGUCACAUCCCUUCACACCUCUCAAUGCCCCCGAGGUUGUCAAAGGCAAGGUGAAACAUUCUUACAUCAUCAGAGCAAAGUCUGGAGAAACCAAGAAGCUUGCCGACCGUGCUGCCGCUGGUACCAUGUCCAUGCCUGUGAUUUUGGCCGGUGGUUACGGCGAGGCCAUUGACAAGGGGUUGGAUCCUAGCACAAACAUCAUCUGUAUCGCUGGCGGUACAGGAAUUACCUAUGUCUUACCACUUCUCCUAAGUCUGGCUCAACAAGCUCCCUCCCCUGAGCGAAGGAUUGACUUGGUGUGGGUGAUGAGACAUGCCAGCAACGUCGAGUGGAUCCGUCCUGAGUUGGACAUUCUUCGUGGAGCCCGAAAAACCAUGAAUCUGCGAAUUCGAAUGGUCGCAACCAGAGACACAAGCAGCGCGAACACGUCCCAAGAGAACGUCUUGCCAUUGAAGCAAGACGACGAGAAGCAAAUUGCCGCCUCCCAGGCAAGAUUCUCAGCUCUGGGCGAGUUGUGCGAUUGUGCCUUUGACGUUCCUCUCAAGCUCGGUGGCGGGUCCUCUGAUCUCAGUCGACGUCCUGACCUGGGAAAGUUGGUCUCGGACUUUUUGGACAACACCACCGCGGGUCCAACCAGGAUAUACACAAGUGGUCCCGGUGGAAUGCUGAGCGAGCUGCGAGAUAUCGUGGCAGCUUGUAAUUCCCCCUCGAAAGUGUGGAAGGGACAAGAGAGAUUUGACGUCGACCUGGUCUUCGAUGAUCGUCUCGAAUGGUAG